This is a messenger RNA of Didymodactylos carnosus, 450 nucleotides long. NCBI's taxonomy places the organism in Eukaryota, Metazoa, Rotifera, Eurotatoria, Philodinida, Philodinidae. The record is from the annotation of a GenBank genome assembly.
UUACCUGGCCUAUCUAAUGGUGUGUGAAUCAAAGGUCUAACCUUUCACACAAAAAACUAGUAGUGUUUUUGAACGAAGGGUCUUAGUUCUUGACUCAUAUACGUUCCGAGUCUUGCCAAAAUUUCGCGAAAAAAUUUUGGAUCAAAAUCCCACAACACCCAAAGAAUUUCUUCGAUACGCUCGUCGAAUUGAAGAUAUAAAAGAUAGUUUAGCAAUAAAUACAACAUCAUCAUUCAGUCAGGAUACGCCAUCGAGUGGUUAUCAUUCAUCGCGUCAAUAUUAUAAUAAUAAUCGUAAUAAUGGUCGGGCAUAUCAACAGCAGGAUCCAAUACUACCAUCGACACCUAGGUUACCAAAACCAGCCACGAAUGUAUCAUCAUCGUCCGCUAAUAAUAAUCACUAUUUUGAACGACAAAAUGUUACAUGUUAUGGAUGCGGUCAACAAGGACA